CGACAAGGAAGGAAGCGACCAAGCGCAACACAAGUCAUCUCUGUCAGGCCUCACAUCACACGGCCAGCACCAGGCCUGAGUUCUAGCACGCGAGCGAGCAGCCCGUUGCAAACCGCACGACAACAAUGCCCCGUGCGGUGUGCGUUGCAUGCGACCAACUUUCCCCUGACAGCGUGUUCUGCGGCUACUGUAAGGAGUUCUAUUGCACCACAUGUUUGGCCAACGACCAAGAUCCGCACGAUGCAGGCCAGCACAUGCCCGCCGUCGCCUUUCCUGUGCACUUGCCGACUUCCAACGCCGCCUUGCGAGAUGGUCGGCGCGCACGACAGCCACCACAGGCCAUCUCAUACCCAACGAACCAUUACAUGGACACGAGCACAAAGGACCUUGACACGCUUCCCGCGCCGCCUUUGGUUCGUCGACAAAAACGCCCUCCCCCGCUGCCGCGCCGGCGUAAAUACAGCCCGCUUGGUGUGUGGUAUGCGCCGUCCGUCAGCAAGAUGGAGGCCAGUGCCAUCCUUCGACACACGCCGCCAGGCCACUUUCUCGUGAGGAACGAUGAGCGUGUUCCCGGCGCGUUUGUGCUCUGUGUUGCCCUGGACCAGUCCACCGCGCACAUCCGCAUUCACACCAUGCGCCUUAAGUGUGUGCGCAAGACCGUGACGUUGUUUGUCGUUGCAAGUGACCUUGCGUUUGAGUCCCUGUCAGACUUGCUUCGCUUCUUCCAGCGCACACCUCUGCAUCGCAUCGACCCGACACUGCAGGGGGUGCAGCUCACGCAGGGCUGCGGCACAGCAGACUUUCAGGUGGAUGGCCUGCAGGCAUGCAUGACGCUGAACGCCGGUGUGAACGCAGAGCACUUGCCGGAGCGCCAUGUCUCUUUCUCGCUUCCGUCUGGCAGACAAGGUUGCACACUGUCCGAUGCCCCUGCAAAUAGCAGUUGUGAGGGCGACACGAUGACAGCGACCACAGCAAGUAUAUCCACCAGCAGUGGGGUUGGUGAGCGGGCUAGGGAACCAGCUGACGCAACAGCGAAACGGAAUCACGCAUUCAAUCGCGUGCACACACGUGGGAGUACAAGGAGCGACGAUGAGCGGGAUGAGGACGCGUGGGGUCGAGGUUGGCACCGGACUGCAACAGGGAGCUCCACGGACGCAUCGAUGGAGGACAGUGGGAACGACGCAGAGCUGCCAUUCAAGAUGCUCCACACGCACGCACACGCACAGCGUACAGCAGCGCACACGGACACGCAGCGCGGUGGUGGUGGCAGUGGCUUUGGCGUGUAUGGUGCACACAUCGUACAUGGUCAAUAUGGUGUGCAAGCAACGAGCGAGGCAGGGUGCGAGGGUGAAGUGGCGAACGGGCAUGAUGAUGAUGAUGAUGAGGAGGAGGAGGAUGACUUGUUAGCAGCGGCGUUUGGGAUUGGCGGCUUCAUGCCAGAGCAAGCGCAACAACUGCAACUGUGAGGAGGUUGUGUGUGUCUAUUUGUGUGUGUUGUGUGUGUGUGUGCAUUGUGUGUGUGUGUGUGUGUGCAUUGUGUGU
Molecule: messenger RNA, 1542 nt
Organism: Salpingoeca rosetta
Lineage: Eukaryota; Choanoflagellata; Craspedida; Salpingoecidae
Exons: 6
Coding region: 126-1466 (446 amino acids)
Source: RefSeq, a predicted model, not a curated record